UUAGGACGGGAGGCUUCAAUCGUGUAAAGGUUAAUAGUCUCGUAAGCCCGAUGUGCAUGCAUGCACAUAUGUCAAAAUGUAGUGUCGGUCGAUUAUACUUAAAUGCAUGUCUUGUGUUGGUUUUUUUUCUUCCAAAUUAUUCCUAAUAAUUUAAUAUGGGUUAUAUCGAAGAUUCAUUAAUCAUUCUCGUGUCACAGAUCUUCUUCUUUUCUGGAGGUUGGGUUUUCUUUGUCAAGAUGCUCUUUAAGGAUUACGAGAUUCAUCAUAGAACAGUCCAGCUCAUUUUCGCUAUCACUUUCUCUCUUUCUUGCACUAUGUUUGAACUCAUUAUCUUCGAGAUAGUAGGCAUUUUAGACCCUAGGUCACGUUACCUGCACUGGAUUGUUGGCCUUUAUUUAAUUUUUUUCAUGUUAAUUGUGGCAAUUCCUUAUUACAUAGGAUACUAUAUUGUUAUAAACAUAAGAUAUGUAACAAAACAAAUGAUAAAACCUCUAACCGCUGCAAUAUGGUGUAUAUUUAUUUACCUCUUCUGGAAGAUCGGAGACCCUUUCCCUCUUCUGAGCCCCAAGCAGGGCAUCUUGUCGAUAGAGCAAGCGAUAAGCAGGGUCGGUGUUAUCGGAGUAACAGUGAUGGCCUUGCUCUCAGGUUUUGGUGCUGUUAAUUAUCCUUAUUCUUCCAUGGCUUACUUCAUCAGAGAGGUAUCAACUGCCGAUGUGGUCGUCGUGGAGAAAAAGUUAAUGUUCACAAUGGACAUGAUUCUGGCAAAGAAGAAGAGGAUCGCUUUAUCUAAAAGAGGAAGUAAGGCUGGCUUUUCUAUUGGGUCGCCCCAAGGUCUAUGGGGUAUGCUUAGAACUGGGAAAAUUACAGACUCAGAAAAUAUUUGGCAAUUGAAACAAGAAACAGCUGGGUUGGAAGAGCUUAGCAGACAGCUUUUUCUUGAAGCUCAUGAUUUGAAGGAUAUGCUAACCAGAAUGGAAUGGGCCAAAACAUGGCAGGGAAAAUAUUUUAACUGUCUUGGCUAUUUCUUUUCAUUAUAUUGUGUCUGGAAAAUAAUUAUUUCCACAGUGAAUAUUAUUUUUGAUCGAGUUGGCAAGAAGGAUCCUGUUACCAAGGGUAUGGAGAUAGUAGUCCAUUGGCUAGGAAUGAACAUAGAUGUUGCAUUUUGGUCGCAGCAUAUUUCUUUUUUUCUUGUUGGAUGUAUCGUCAUAACAUCUAUAAGAGGCCUUUUACUCACAUUGACUAAAUUUUUUUAUGCCAUAUCCAGCAGUAAAUCUUCCAAUAUUAUCGUUUUAAUCCUCGCUCAAAUUAUGGGUAUGCAUUUUGUCUCAUCCGUACUGUUGAUGCGAAUGAAUAUGCCUCCAGAAUACCGAAUGAUCAUCACCCAAGUGCUGGGCGACUUGCAGUUUAACUUUUACCAUAGAUGGUUUGAUGUAAUAUUUUUAGUCAGUGCUCUUUCAUCAAUAGCAUUCCUAUAUCUUGCACACAAACCACCACCAGUUGAAAAAACCUAAAUCUAAUUAUACAUAAAUAAUUUUCAUAUAUAUUUGUAAAUAUUAACUUUUUACAGUGUGAG
Molecule: messenger RNA, 1573 nt
Organism: Cimex lectularius (bed bug)
Lineage: Eukaryota; Metazoa; Arthropoda; Insecta; Hemiptera; Cimicidae
Gene: GPHR
Product: Golgi pH regulator
Exons: 9
Coding region: 156-1511 (451 amino acids)
Biological process (GO): intracellular pH reduction
Cellular component (GO): Golgi cisterna membrane
Molecular function (GO): voltage-gated monoatomic anion channel activity
Source: RefSeq, a predicted model, not a curated record